AUGAUGCCGGACGACUACAUUACGGAGAAGGGCAAGAUUGACCGAAAGAAGAAAGAGGAUGCUCUGUACAAGCGGUACGUUGAGCGCGAUGAACUAGGUCAGGAGCGGCAUGUCACCGAGCACGAGGAAUGGGAGUUGGAGCAGUCGGCGAAGGCCAAAGCACAGAUUAAGAAGGCCGAGUUUGUUGAUGAGGGAGACUAUGAGUACGUCUUCGACGAUUCGCAGCAGAUCAACUUUGUCAUGGAUGCGAAACUCGAGGGCACGCAGAAGCCAAUGACAAAGGAACAGCUGCGGUUCAAGGAACAAGUCGACGAAGCAGAGAAGAAGGCUUUGUCGAUGGAGGAAACCCGCAAGAGUCUGCCUAUCUACCAGUUCCGCGAUCAGAUCAUCCAGGCAGUCCAGGACCACCAGGUUCUGAUCAUUGUUGGUGAAACGGGUUCCGGAAAGACAACUCAGAUCCCGCAGUAUCUCCACGAGGCCGGAUAUACCAAGGAUGGGUUGAAGAUUGGCUGUACGCAACCACGUCGAGUGGCCGCCAUGAGUGUGGCAGCUCGUGUGGCCGAGGAAAUGGGCACGAAGAUUGGAAAUGAGGUCGGAUAUGCUAUUCGAUUCGAGGAUAAUACGAGCGACAAGACUAUCCUGAAGUAUAUGACUGAUGGAAUGUUGUUGCGAGAACUGUUGACAGAGCCGGACCUGAGCCAAUACUCCGCGCUCAUGAUUGACGAGGCCCACGAACGGACUGUACCUACAGAUAUUGCUUGUGGUCUUCUCAAGGAUAUCGCCAAGGCACGGCCUGACCUGAAGCUGCUGAUUUCCUCGGCAACGAUGGACGCCCAGAAAUUCCAAAAGUACUUCGAUGAUGCGCCUAUUUUCAACAUCCCCGGUCGUCGAUACCCAGUUGACGUACACUACACUUCACAACCGGAAGCCAAUUACCUGGCUGCGGCCAUCACUACGGUGUUCCAAAUCCACGUCACCCAAGGCCCGGGAGACAUCCUUGUGUUCCUGACGGGUCAAGAGGAAAUCGAGGCCGCCGAACAAAGUUUACAAGAAACGGCUCGAAAACUGGGGAGCAAAAUACCCGAGAUGAUCAUUGCUCCUAUCUACGCCAACCUGCCAUCAGAGCUACAGACUAAGAUUUUCGAGCCUACUCCACCCAAGGCGCGGAAGGUGGUGCUUGCCACUAACAUCGCCGAGACCAGUUUGACCAUCGAUGGUAUUGUCUACGUGAUUGACCCUGGCUUCGUGAAGGAGAACGUAUUCAACCCACGCACAGGCAUGGAGAGUUUGGUGGUCACACCCUGUUCGCGGGCCUCGGCCAACCAGCGUGCCGGUCGUGCUGGACGUGUUGGACCCGGCAAAUGCUUCCGUCUCUACACCAAGUGGGCGUACUACAACGAACUGGAGGAGAACACCACCCCAGAGAUCCAACGUACCAAUUUGAACGGAGUGAUUCUCAUGCUCAAGUCACUGGGUAUUGAUCAACUGCUCGAUUUCGACUUCAUGGACCCGCCGCCUGCUGAGACAAUCAUCCGGGCACUGGAAAUGCUGUACGCCCUUGGAGCACUCAACGACCGAGGCGAUCUGACUAAGGUUGGUCGCCAGAUGGCCGAGUUCCCGACGGACCCAAUGCUCGCCAAGGCGAUCCUUGCAUCCGACAAGUACGGGUGCGUGGAAGAGGUACUCUCAAUCAUCUCAAUGCUGGGCGAAUCCAGCGCGCUCUUCUUCCGACCUAAGGAUAAGAAGAUCCACGCCGACAGCGCACGCAACCGCUUUACCAUUAAAGAGGGCGGUGACCACCUUACUCUCCUGAACAUCUGGAACCAGUGGGUGGAUUCAGACUUCAGCUUCAUCUGGGCCAAAGAAAACUUCCUCCAGCAGCGCAGUCUGACACGAGCACGCGACGUGCGCGAUCAGUUGGCGAAACUGUGUGACCGUGUCGAAGUGACCGUCAGCACCUGCGGCUCCAACAACAUCGUGCCCAUUCAGAAGGCCAUCACAGCCGGCUUCUUCCCCAACGCAGCACGGCUCCAGCGCGGCGGUGAUAGUUACCGGACUAUCAAGAAUGGACAGUCGGUGUACUUGCACCCAUCUAGCACACUGAUGGAGGUGAACCCACGCUGGGUGAUUUACUUUGAGCUGGUGCUUACCAGUAAGGAGUAUAUGCGCAGUAAUAUGCCGUUACAAGCAGAGUGGCUGGUUGAGGUUGCGCCGCAUUAUUAUAAGAAGAAGGACUUGGAAAGUUUGGGGCUGGAGAAGAAGACGACCAAGGGACAAGGAGCUGCUGGUGAGAAGAGCCGAGAGUAA
Penicillium canescens is the source of this 2307-nucleotide messenger RNA. RefSeq names its product putative mRNA splicing factor RNA helicase (Cdc28). The transcript has a single exon. Bases 1 to 2307 code for a protein of 768 amino acids. Gene Ontology annotation, molecular function: helicase activity; ATP binding; RNA binding. Lineage: Eukaryota; Fungi; Ascomycota; Eurotiomycetes; Eurotiales; Aspergillaceae. Gene Ontology annotation, cellular component: catalytic step 2 spliceosome; intracellular anatomical structure. The record is from RefSeq and is a predicted model, not a curated record.